Messenger RNA from Trichoplax adhaerens, 1014 nucleotides. RefSeq lists its product as uncharacterized. The transcript has a single exon. Gene Ontology annotation, cellular component: membrane. NCBI's taxonomy places the organism in Eukaryota, Metazoa, Placozoa, Uniplacotomia, Trichoplacea, Trichoplacidae. Bases 1 to 1014 code for a protein of 337 amino acids. Gene Ontology annotation, biological process: G protein-coupled receptor signaling pathway. Gene Ontology annotation, molecular function: G protein-coupled receptor activity. The record is from RefSeq and is a predicted model, not a curated record.
AUGAAUACUAGCCAUAUUAACCAAACUCUUCCACCUCCGCUACCAACUUUCCCUGGUGUUCGAUUAGACCCACGUGCAAUCGAUAUUUCAGCAACGGUCUUAAUUAGCCUUAGUAUCUUUACUAACGGCAUAGCCAUCUUAGUUAUCGCCAUGAAUCGUAAAAUAUGGAACAUUACCCAUGGCAUUUUAGCUAGUAUGUUUACCGCUAGUUUACUUUAUGAAACCCUUUACGCUCUACCAUUUAAUCACUUCUUAAGCGAAUUAGCCUUUUCAGCGCCUUUAUUCUGCUCAUUAAUACGUGGCAUUGGUCUAACUCUAAUGUUUAUUACAACUCUUCAUCACUGCCUUAUUUGCCUUAAUCGCUAUUUAAAUUUAGCCUAUCCAUUUACUUAUCGUCAACGAGCAUCUUAUCGCUAUGCUUUACCAGCAAUUAUCAUGGUUUGGAUUAUUGGCAUUAUCACUGGUUCGAUUCCUUAUUACUCAUUUCGUAUACCUGUACCUACAAAUCGAUGCAUUGUAUCCAUCGAUAACGAAGCCGAGCGAAUCUAUGUUAAUACAGCUACAAGUAUACUAUAUUUUUUACCCUUGGUAAUUAUGAUUAUAUCUUAUGGCCAUCUAUUUUACGUCAUUAACAACAAGCCAAAAGUUCUUUCCCUAAUGCGAUCCAAUAAAGUAUCACAAAGUUUUUUGGAAGUCAAUAAAAAAUUAAUUCAACAAACAUUCGGAAUUUUAGGAGUUUACAUAAUCUUAUGGAUGCCUUAUCAGACUGUUUUUUUAUUGCUUAGCAAUUACAAUGUUAGUUUUCCGCUCUAUAACGCUUUCCGUAUGUUACGAUUGUUCGCCUUGUUUUACUUGGUUAUUAAUCCAUUACUCUUUAUCUAUCAUAUAAGCACAUUAAGAAAGGAAACGAUGAGAACAUUUACCAAGAGAAUUCCUAGUAAACGAACUAAUAGUCAUAAUAGAGUGCUGACAACAGAAUUCAUACCUACCAUAACUUAUGAAUCCAAUGUUUGA